GCAACAGACCAGAGCGUGGUCCUCAGGGCGCAGCAGGAGAAGAGCAAAAAUUGGGAUCACCUCUUCAGGAGGACAACACUGACGUCUGAACAACACUUUGGGUGCCUGUCCGGUCUGGUCCGUGUUUGGAUUCGGGUGUCCUGGUGACACAGGGUUUAGCCGGUCUGAAAGAGUAUAAAACCCCGCCUCUAAGGAUAACACAAUCACAACAUCUUGACUCCUGUUCCACAGUUAGACCUCAAGAGACCUCAGUGAACAUCUGUGAAGAAAACCCAACACAACCAUGAGAGAAUGUAUCAGCAUCCACGUCGGCCAAGCCGGAGUCCAGAUCGGAAAUGCCUGCUGGGAACUGUACUGUCUGGAACACGGAAUCCAGCCGGACGGUCAGAUGCCAUCAGAUAAAACCAUUGGGGGUGGGGACGAUUCCUUCAACACCUUCUUCAGUGAGACUGGGGCAGGCAAACACGUUCCCCGGGCAGUCUUCGUCGACUUAGAACCAACUGUUGUCGAUGAGGUUCGUACCGGCACAUACCGCCAGCUGUUUCACCCGGAACAACUCAUCACCGGCAAAGAGGACGCCGCCAACAACUAUGCCCGUGGGCACUACACCGUCGGUAAGGAGCUCAUCGAUUUGGUUCUUGACCGCACCCGAAAACUGGCUGACCAGUGCACAGGUCUACAGGGAUUCCUCAUCUUUCACAGCUUUGGAGGAGGCACCGGCUCUGGAUUUACCUCCCUUCUUAUGGAACGUCUCAGCGUGGACUACGGCAAAAAGUCCAAGCUGGAGUUCGCCGUCUACCCAGCACCCCAGGUGUCCACGGCUGUGGUUGAGCCCUACAACUCCAUCCUGACCACCCAUACCACCCUGGAACACUCUGACUGUGCAUUCAUGGUUGACAACGAGGCAAUCUACGACAUCUGUCGCCGUAACCUUGACAUCGAGCGUCCCACCUACACCAACCUGAACCGUUUGAUUGGUCAGAUCGUCAGCUCCAUCACGGCUUCUCUCCGAUUUGAUGGCGCCCUCAAUGUGGAUCUGACCGAGUUCCAGACCAACCUGGUACCUUAUCCCCGUAUCCACUUCCCUCUGGCUACAUAUGCCCCAGUCAUCUCCGCAGAGAAGGCUUACCAUGAGCAAUUAUCUGUGGCUGAAAUCACCAACGCCACAUUUGAACCAGCCAACCAGAUGGUGAAAUGCGAUCCACGUCAUGGCAAAUACAUGGCCUGUUGUAUGUUGUACAGAGGUGACGUCGUGCCCAAAGACGUCAACGCCGCCAUUGCUACCAUCAAGACCAAGAGAACCAUCCAGUUUGUCGAUUGGUGUCCCACUGGUUUCAAGGUUGGCAUCAACUACCAGCCUCCAACUGUUGUGCCUGGUGGUGAUUUGGCCAAGGUACAGAGAGCCGUGUGUAUGUUGAGCAACACGACAGCCAUUGCUGAGGCAUGGGCUCGUCUUGAUCACAAGUUUGACCUGAUGUACGCCAAACGUGCCUUUGUCCACUGGUACGUGGGAGAGGGUAUGGAAGAGGGCGAGUUCUCCGAGGCUCGAGAGGAUUUGGCCGCUCUGGAGAAGGAUUACGAGGAGGUUGGGGUUGACUCCGUAGAGGAUGAGGGAGAAGGCGAGGCUGAGGAGUAUUAG
Messenger RNA from Liolophura sinensis, 1639 nucleotides. RefSeq names its product tubulin alpha-1A chain-like. The record is from RefSeq and is a predicted model, not a curated record. Gene Ontology annotation, biological process: microtubule-based process. Gene Ontology annotation, cellular component: microtubule. The transcript has 4 exons. Lineage: Eukaryota; Metazoa; Mollusca; Polyplacophora; Chitonida; Chitonidae. Gene Ontology annotation, molecular function: GTP binding; structural constituent of cytoskeleton. The coding region runs from base 284 to 1639 and encodes 451 amino acids.